Cladophialophora yegresii CBS 114405 is the source of this 3999-nucleotide messenger RNA. Its product is annotated as ATPase. Gene Ontology annotation, cellular component: membrane. Gene Ontology annotation, molecular function: ATP binding; ATP hydrolysis activity; P-type ion transporter activity. NCBI's taxonomy places the organism in Eukaryota, Fungi, Ascomycota, Eurotiomycetes, Chaetothyriales, Herpotrichiellaceae. The coding region runs from base 1 to 3999 and encodes 1332 amino acids. The transcript has 6 exons. Gene Ontology annotation, biological process: intracellular calcium ion homeostasis. The record is from RefSeq and is a predicted model, not a curated record.
AUGGACACUGAUGGACAUCGUCGGUCGUUCCGGCGCAGCUCGAGCGCAGGACGACGUUCGAUGCAGAGAAGAGACUCAAAUCUCUCAAACGCAGCUUCCAUUCUCUCCCAGGUGGAAAUGUCGAGUGAUGACAUUUUCAGUGGUCCCAUAUCGGAGUCAGUGCCGUCCAGUGUCACGGGCUUCCAAUAUGCCCUUCCCCGACGCCGCGCCGGGAGCAUCGCCAGCUUCACGUAUUUCCAAGAGCAGGAGGAUCAAGAGACAACCCCAGACUUCUACUCCGAUGAGGAAGCGGUCGAGAGCGACGACGAGCUGGGCCACGCACUCGAUGAAGCCCGAGAUUUGGAGGCUGGUGUCGAGCAGGAAGCUCCCAGGCGCAAGAGUUCGGGUCGGUAUCGAUCGUCGGCAGACCAACCACUCCUCCGAAGACAUGAGUCGGCGCGAAGCGACACUCAAAAGCACGACGAUGGCGGCAAUUUCAGCCAGAAGCUGUAUAUUGAGACCGAGGAUUUGACAAUGGCCAUUGCGGGCUUCAGAACCAGCAACCUGGGCUACCUAAUAUACCUGGCAAUCUGUGUUCUAACCGCGGGUAUUGGAUAUCUUGUGUUCCGCUGGAUGCCGCGAUGGCGUAUGUCUCUUAUUGGAUCUCCUGCCCCUCUCAGGAAAUGCUCUUGGGUUGUCGUAGAGAACCAAUGGGGCGAGUUCACGGUACACAAUGUGUCUUCGGAGGAGUAUGGCCACCCAAUGUCAACCGUCUUUACCGCACCGAGCAAAGAGAAGAUGAAUGGACAUCGGUACGACGAAGAUGCCGAAUUACCUCGCCUUAGAUUUGUCGACUACCGGUACAUGAGGCUGCUGUAUCAUCCACUGGAAGACAAGUUCGUGUUGAACAACGACUGGUGGGACCCGCAAUGGGUUUCCGUCAAAGCUCUUCGCGAAGGACUUGAUGCCGAGGAGAGGGAGCCACGGGAACAAGUGUUUGGCAAGAACCUGAUCGAGAUCCAUCAAAAGACCAUACCUGAACUGCUGCUGGAUGAGGCAUUUCAUCCUUUCUAUGUCUUUCAGAUCGCUAGUCUCAUCCUCUGGUCGAUGGACGAGUACUAUUACUAUGCAGCAGCCAUAUUCCUGAUAUCAGUCUUCUCCAUCACCACCACUGUCAUCGAGACUCGUUCGACGAUGCGCCGCCUGAGGGAAAUCUCUCGCUUCGACUGCGAUGUGCGCGUCCUUCGCAACGGCUUUUGGCGCGCGGCACUCGCGAGUGAACUUGUUCCGGGGGACGUCUAUGAGGUCUCCGAUCCUUCGCUGACUCAACUUCCUUGCGACAGCCUGCUUCUUGCGGGUGACUGCAUCAUCAACGAGAGCAUGCUGACAGGUGAAUCUAUUCCCGUCUCAAAAAUUCCUAUCACCGACGAGGCGCUUCCCUAUGUCGAUCUUGGGGCCACGUCGAUUCAUCCAAGUGUAGCUCGGUAUUUUCUGUUCUGCGGGACGAAGAUCAUUCGUGCUCGACGACCACAGGAUACCGAUGAUGAUGAAGCCGUCGCUCUCGCCAUGGUUGUCCGCACUGGCUUUAACACGACCAAGGGUGCACUGGUCAGAUCCAUGCUUUUCCCCAAACCGUCGGGUUUCAAGUUCUACCGCGAUUCCUUCCGAUACAUUUCAGUCAUGGGCUUCAUCGCCGCGAUUGGUUUUGUCGCCUCCUUCAUCAACUUUGUCAAGCUUGGUCUGGCAUGGCAUCUCAUCAUCGUGAGAGCCUUGGAUCUCAUCACCAUUGUAGUUCCUCCAGCUCUCCCUGCAACCCUGACUAUCGGCACCAAUUUCGCACUGUCAAGGCUGAGGAAGCAACAAAUCUUUUGCAUUAGCCCUCAAAGAGUCAACGUGGCUGGGAAGCUCGACGUGGUUUGUUUCGACAAAACAGGAACGCUGACGGAGGACGGCCUGGAUGUGCUCGGCGUACGCCUUGUGCAGCACCCAGAGAUUCGGUUUGGUGACAUACUAGAGGAAGCACGCCAGCUUCUUCCUCCGGCUCUGUACGACCGCGACCCAACCAUCGACUAUCGGGUCAACAGGAACAUGCUGUACACGAUGGCCACCUGUCAUUCGCUCCGACUUGUCGACGAAGAGCUGAUCGGCGACCCGCUCGAUUUCAAAAUGUUCCAGUUUACUGAGUGGUCAUUCGAGGAAGGCUCUCGCAACACAAGUCAUUUCGUCGAACCAGGAACGCAUCAGGCUGCUCCAAGCGUGGCUCGACCUCCACCUGGCCUCGAGUACGACCUGGACGAGUCGCAGGACAACGACAACCCAAUCCGAGUCGAGCUCGGGAUUUUACGCUCCUUCGAAUUCGUGUCGCAUCUGAGACGGGCCAGCGUCAUUGUCCGCCAGCAAGGUGACCCUGGUGCCAACAUUUACGUAAAGGGUGCCCCCGAGGUCAUGAAAGACAUCUGUACCCCGUCUAGCAUUCCUGACGAUUUUGAGGAUCUACUCAGCUACUACACCCAUAAAGGCUUCCGUGUCAUUGCGUGUGCCUCAAAAUAUGUCUCAAGGUUGAGCUGGGAUGAUAUCCAGAACAUGGACAGGUCCGACGCCGAAUCUCGCCUUUCACUCAUCGGCUUCAUCAUCUUCGAGAACAAGCUAAAGGAGAUCACCACCGAGAUCAUCGAGGAGCUCAAUGAAGCCAAUAUCCGGAACGUCAUGUGUACGGGUGACAACAUCCUCACUGCUAUCAGCGUGGCAAGAGAAUGUGGCGUCAUCGACCGUAAUGCACAUUGCUUCGUACCCCAUUUUGUUGAAGGCGACAAGAUGGAUCCGAAAGCACGACUCAGCUGGGAGAGCGUGGACAACCAGAUCUACCAGCUCGACGAAAAUACCUUGCUCCCAGCGCCGCUUUCUGCCGAGGACGACACGGGUGCUCCAUAUGAUGCGCUCGCUAUCGGUGAGUACACUCUGGCUGUCACAGGAGACGCGUUCCGCUGGGUCAUCGACUUUGGCUCCAGCGAGAUCCUGCAAAGGAUGCUCGUCAAAGGUGCCGUCUUCGCACGGAUGUCCCCUGAUGAGAAACACGAACUCGUCGAGAAGAUGCAAAGCAUCGACUACUGCUGUGGGUUUUGUGGCGACGGCGCCAACGAUUGCGGUGCACUCAAGGCUGCAGAUGUCGGUGUUUCCCUAUCUGAAGCGGAAGCGUCUGUCGCUGCACCAUUUACCAGCCAUAUAUUCGAUAUCUCCUGUGUUCCCGCGCUGAUCAAAGAAGGCCGUGCAGCCCUGGUCACGAGCUUUUGCUGUUUCAAGUACAUGAGCUUGUACUCUGCAAUUCAGUUCACCUCGGUCAGCUUUCUCUACGCUUCGGCAUCCAACCUCGGCGAUUUUCAGUUCUUGUUCAUCGACCUUGCCUUGAUCCUGCCACUAGCCAUCUUUAUGGGGUGGACAGGUGCUUAUCCGGUCUUGAGCAAGAAGCGACCGACGGCGAGUCUUGUCUCCCGGAAGGUCUUGACUCCGCUGCUUGGUCAGAUCGUGCUCCAGCUGCUUGUCCAGCUGGUAGCCUUCGAAACGGUCCAGACCCAGCCUUGGUACAUACCGCCACGAGUCGACAGACAAAAGUCCAGCGUCGAUAACUCUCAAAACACGGCGCUCUUCCUGGUCACCUGCUUCCAGUACACGCUGUCCAGCGUCGUUCUAAGCAUAGGACCACCAUUCCGACAAUCAAUGGCGACGAAUGUACCAUUCUGCGUUACGAUCGUCGCCGCACUCCUCAUUUCCUUGUACAUGCUUCUUGACUCGGCCAAGUGGUUGAUGCAGUUUAUGGAUCUGACCGAGAUGUCCCUAGACUAUGAUCUCUUCCUGCUUGCACUCGCGGUGGCCGGGUUUGCAGUUGCCUAUCUGACAGAGCGCCAUUUCUUCCCGUUACUCGCGAAAUUCAUUGGGCGGGUCAAGGUGAAACUCCGUCCUGCCCAUCCGAAGAAGAGGAAGCAGUACAAAAUCAUAGCCGAAGAGAUACAGAUGAGCAGAUAG